AAGGAAUUCAACGAACGCCAUGAGCCAUAGUUGAGUCAGUCUAGUGCAAAAAGGGAGUGUGUAGUUAAAAUUUGCCGAAAGUUCUGCGUGAUUUGAUCGAGCACUCCUGAGAUAAAGGUUCGCCAUGUCUUCAGCUGGUUCCAGCGGUACCGGUCGGGGACGAGGAGGUGCAGCCGUCGGGGACCAGAAGCCCGAGAAUAAGGAGAGCAAACCUAAUCCGAAAAUACCGAAAGUUCUCUGCACCUCCGCCAAAAGGAUCCAAAAGGAACUCGCCGAAAUCACCUUAGAUCCGCCACCAAAUUGCAGCGCUGGACCCAAAGGUGACAACUUCUAUGAAUGGGUCUCCACCAUACUCGGGCCACCGGGUUCCGUAUAUGAAGGUGGCGUGUUUUUCCUAGAUAUUCACUUCUCACAUGAAUACCCCUUCAAGCCACCGAAAGUGACCUUUCGCACCAGGAUCUAUCAUUGCAAUAUAAACAGCCAGGGCGUCAUCUGCCUAGACAUUCUCAAAGAUAACUGGUCACCAGCAUUGACAAUUUCCAAAGUCUUGCUUUCCAUUUGUUCCCUGCUAACAGACUGCAAUCCAGCGGACCCGUUGGUGGGAAGCAUAGCCACUCAGUAUUUGCAAAACAGGGAGGAACACGAUCGCACAGCCCGGCAUUGGACUAAACGGUAUGCUACGUGAUCGCCCCAAACUCGAAACCACCCCCACAGAUCGUUUAAUUCGAUUCUCUCUCCACCGCCCCUCAUCCAAUCAUCUUACGUAUAUGUAUGUAAUUAGAGGAAAUUGUUUCUCGACGUAUGUAAGUUUUUCUCUCAACAAAAAAUAUAUAUACGACUUCCCCACGCCCACAUGUAGUUCAUAGUCCAGGAAAACCAAUGCAGACGUUUUUUAAGUUUCCUUUCUUAUUAUAUUUACUUCGGCUACGAUCAUUCCUCCUCGUAAUACUAUACUUCUUAAUUCUUAUUAAUAUAGUUGUUUUUUUUGUGAGGGCACUAAGUAUAAGUUCCUGAGAUUUAUUAUACACGCUUUUUUUUAUUAAAUCGUAAUAAGUGUGGUGUUUCCCCCCGUUAACAUUUUUUUUUUGUCAAAGUAUCAAAUCCGGAUUCUCAUCUGGUUUACUCUGUAAAUAGACUCGUUCGUUUGGACUAAGUUGAUUAGCUACAUUAUUACAUGUAUUCGAUAAUUUAAGUUGUAUAUUCACUCUCUCUUUCUGUAUACUUGUUUCAUAUUAUAUUUUUUCUUCGUCCUUUCAAUGUUUGAACAGAACAAAGGAAAUCAUAUCACACAAGGUUCUCAGUUAUUCAAUUGUCUGUAUGUCGUUCGUUUGUUUUUCAUCUAUAACUGCAUUUACAGGAGCAAUCGAAACUGCACCAUCGCUGCAUCUCCUGUAUCUGUACAUAAAUAUUAUUAUUAAGAUUGAAUAUAUUAAAAUAUAUAUAUAUACAUAAUAUAUAUUAUACAAUAAGAUAUUUCUUGUGUAUAUGAUUCGAUGUUGUAUGUGCAGAAAGUAAUAGUCUUAUUAUUAAAUUGGAGAAAGUGCGAAACAGAAGAAAAUAAACUAUAUGUGGAACUGCA
Messenger RNA from Nicrophorus vespilloides, 1579 nucleotides. RefSeq names its product ubiquitin-conjugating enzyme E2-24 kDa (gene Ubc2). Gene Ontology annotation, cellular component: nucleus. The record is from RefSeq and is a predicted model, not a curated record. Lineage: Eukaryota; Metazoa; Arthropoda; Insecta; Coleoptera; Silphidae. Gene Ontology annotation, molecular function: ubiquitin conjugating enzyme activity. Gene Ontology annotation, biological process: protein polyubiquitination. The transcript is spliced from 4 exons. Bases 125 to 685 code for a protein of 186 amino acids.